This is a messenger RNA of Penicillium cataractarum, 1614 nucleotides long. RefSeq lists its product as uncharacterized. Gene Ontology annotation, cellular component: nucleus. The record is from RefSeq and is a predicted model, not a curated record. The coding region runs from base 1 to 1614 and encodes 537 amino acids. The transcript has 7 exons. Lineage: Eukaryota; Fungi; Ascomycota; Eurotiomycetes; Eurotiales; Aspergillaceae. Gene Ontology annotation, biological process: synaptonemal complex assembly; meiotic recombination checkpoint signaling.
AUGGCGCCUAAACUGGUACUGAAAUGCCCUCCACCUCCCCCAAUCCUGUCCUCUCCCCCUCCAAGUCUUUUACAAAUUGUCCGUUCAUCGUCAACCGCAAACCCCAAUCUACAGCUUUCUGGAAAAGUCACGAUGAAUCAAUUCAGUAUGAUGACUGAUCCGAGUGAGACGACUGGUCUCAGUGAGACGGAUGAUUACAGUGAGGCCGAUGAUCUCAGCAAGAUCGAUGAAUUUGUCAUGUGGGAGUACCUCGAGGCCAAGAAGCAAAAGGUAGUGGCAGAGAAGAAACGACUGGAGGCCGAGAUCGAAAGACUGGAAAAGUGCCAGAUGGAGACCAGAGAUGGUUGCCCUGAUGGAUACAGAGCACAGGCGGUUUCGACAUUCUACGAGAAGCCUCGACAGGCAUAUCCCCCCGUUCACCGAUGCCCAACUGAGGUAGAGGCGAACAUUCAUCAUUUCCCGGUGGUCAGAACCAGCAUCGAGUUGCUGAAGGUGGUGCUGCACACAAUGAUUUCGACCAUCUUCUUCAGUCGAGAACUUCUGCCCCUGAGUUCUUUCGGAGUACGGGAUCUUCCCAUCUGCUUCAGCGAUGAGAAGUUCAGUUUCGAAGACCACUUCCUGAACAACGGGGCCGAGCCGGAGGAGGCCUACCCACUGCAGUUGGACUGGGGACGCGUCCCGGUGAUGGAGAGAAACAGAGACAAGAAUACGGACGACAUUCUCGAUCAUCUCGAGAAUAAGUUCGUUGAGUCUCUGAUGAAACGUGAGCUGCUGGGACUUCAGUUCAUAAUCGUCAAGGACGCAGCUCGUCCGUUGGAAGUCUACGAGACAUAUACCAUCUCCAUCGACUACAGUGGAAGUCGUGGGUGCUCUGACCGGAGGGGGGAGAAGCCGGACUUUCACGAUCCAAUGGAGGAUUACAAGUCCUCCGUGGAGAUCAAGAAGGCGAUCCUGGACAUGUUCCGUCACAUCUACAUUGUGACCAACAAAAUCACCACCUUGCCCGAGCAACGCUGUCUCAUCUUCCACACCUUCCACACACCCUGGGCCCCGGAGAGCAAGAACGGCGACGAGUUCGACAGUUCCUGGGACGAUGUCCUCGCCUUUCCAACCAUCUGUGGAUGGAGAAGGAAUACGGUUUCCUCCCGCGUCGGCUCGCCCCGGCUAAUGAUCAAAAGCGCAACUCUCAACGUCACUUUCAUCAACUCACCCGAGUCGAACGAGAAGGCUCAUGGUAUCCCCACCCAGAUGCCAACUCAGAUUCAGUUCCGAGGUUGCCGACUACGUGACGAGGAUAUGGAAUGGGCAUAUGGCACCCAAUGGGUCGAGGAUGAACUUGACGAGAGAGCUGCGGCCAAGGAGAUUAAGCUGGAGCAGAUUAAGCUGGAGAAGCCCACGUCCGAGGAGCCUACGCCCGAGGAGCCUACGCCCGAGGAGCCUACGCCCAAGGAGACUGCGCCCGAGGAGACUGCGCCCGAGGAGACUGCGCCCGAGGAGACUGCGCCUGAGGAGACCACGCCCGAGAAGGCUGCAACCCCAGAGCGUGCAAUCAAAAGAGACGCAGACGAGGAAGCAGACGAAGAUGGACCCCGGAAGAAGGCAAAGACCGCAUGA